Messenger RNA from Corvus hawaiiensis (hawaiian crow), 1096 nucleotides. RefSeq lists its product as uncharacterized. Lineage: Eukaryota; Metazoa; Chordata; Aves; Passeriformes; Corvidae. Gene Ontology annotation, cellular component: MHC class II protein complex; membrane. The transcript has 6 exons. The record is from RefSeq and is a predicted model, not a curated record. Bases 31 to 993 code for a protein of 320 amino acids. Gene Ontology annotation, biological process: immune response; antigen processing and presentation.
GCAGCCGCCAGCACCCAUUGGGUGUCCCCAAUGUCCCCACCCCGGGGGUGGCACCUGGGGGGGUUCCUGGGGGAGGGGACAGCGCGUCCCAGUUUGUCCCAGUUCGUCCCAGUCCCUCCCAGUUCGUCCCAGUUCGCCCCAGUCCGCGAUGUUGCCGCUGCUGCUGCUGGCGCUCGGCGCUCCGGGGCGGCCCCUUUCGUCAUCCAGGUGGCCUCGUGGUGCUCCUUGGCUACCAACGGCUCCUUCGUGGCCACCAACGCCACGCUGGGGCUGCUGCUGGCGCUGGCCCAGGUGCCUCUGGUGUGCGCGGAUUUCGAGGGCCCGCGGGAUCCCCGCGCCGUCCCUUGCCCCGGGGGGGGUUUGCUGGCCCCCCUGGGGAAGUUACUGGCCCACGGCCUCAACGGAGACCCGCGCUGGGGCCAGCGGCUGCUGGAACGCCGCCAGCUCUGCGGGCAACUCCCGGGCCGCGUGUGGCCACCGCGGAGCGCGCCGCCAGCGCCUUCGCGUGCUCGCCUCGCGCUCCGGCCCCGCUCCGGCCCCGCUGCUCCUGACGUGCCACGCCUGGGGCUUCACCCCCGCCGAGGUCACCCUGAGGUGGUUCCGGAACGGGGUCGUGCUCGGGGACCCUCGGGAACGGCCCCGGGUGCUGCCGUGGGCGACGGAACCUUCCGGGCCCAGGUGAGCAUCGAGGUGGCGGCGGCGGCGGCGAACGGCGACGCCUUCGAGUGCUCGGCGCUGCACCCCCAGCCUGGAGGAGCCCGUCAGCGUCCGCUGGGCUCCCGGGCUCUCCUCAGGCCUGGCUCUCCUGGUGGCUUUGGCCGUGCUCGCAGCUGCUUUUGGGCCUCCUCCUCUUCACCUUCGGCCUCUGCCGCUACCUGGGCCCGUCCCCCGCGCCAGGUUACACGCCGCUGCCAGGUGCCACCUACGCAGGAAGCAUCUGAGGAUGUCCUCGCCUUCCCCUCGCCGCUCUCCUCAAUCAGCCGAGGAUGGUGAAGGCGCGGCGGAGAAAGGCUCGGGAAAUGCGGGAAGUUGUGCGGAAAAAUUCGUCUCCACUCCCCCAAAAAGAAAUCCCGGCUGAAAAUCCCGGGUGAAUGUC